Apaloderma vittatum (bar-tailed trogon) is the source of this 915-nucleotide messenger RNA. It is a transcript of the gene TRPV6, whose product is annotated as transient receptor potential cation channel, subfamily V, member 6. Gene Ontology annotation, cellular component: membrane. The record is from RefSeq and is a predicted model, not a curated record. Gene Ontology annotation, biological process: calcium ion import across plasma membrane. Gene Ontology annotation, molecular function: protein binding; calcium channel activity. The annotation marks the transcript as partial. The transcript is spliced from 7 exons. NCBI's taxonomy places the organism in Eukaryota, Metazoa, Chordata, Aves, Trogoniformes, Trogonidae.
AUGGGGGUACCUUUAUUUGGGGAUAGCAAGCCCUUCUAUUUCCGAUUCUGGAAUGGACUAAGUCAAAAGUUGCAAGGCAAAAAAUCCUGGGAUAAACAUCUGGAUGAAAUCUACUUACUCCAGCAGAAAAGGAUCUGGGAAUCUCCACUCCUCCAGGCUGCCAAAGAGAACAACCUCCCAGUCAUUAGGAAACUUGUCACUGAUGGAACAUGUGAUAUCUAUCAGAGAGGUGCAGUGGGGGAGACUGCCCUUCAUGUAGCUGCCUUGUAUGACAACAUGGAGGCAGCAGUGACACUGAUGGAAGCAGCUCCUGAGCUUGUCAAUGAAAGGAUGACAUCAGAGCUCUAUGAAGGGCAGACAGCUCUCCACAUUGCAGCAGUGAACCAGAACAUCACUUUGGUGAAGGCUUUACUCAAGAGAGGGGCCAAUGCCUGCACAGCAAAGGCCACUGGGCAAUUCUUCAGGCGCAGCUCCCAAAACCUUCUCUAUUUUGGAGAGCAUGUUCUAUCAUUUGCUGCUUGUGUGGGAAAUGAGGAAAUUGUACAGUUGCUCAUUGACAAUGGAGCUGACAUUAGAGCCCAAGAUUAUCUGGGUAAUACUGUGCUUCACAUCCUGGUUCUCCAACCUAAUAAGAUGUUUGCCUGCCACAUGUACAGCUUGAUACUUUCCUAUGACAGGAACAAGGAGGGACCGGGAUCACUUGAAUUGAUUCCUAACAAUGAGGGACUUACUCCAUUCAAACUGGCUGGAGUUGAAGGCAACACUGUGAUGUUUCAAUACCUUAUGCAGAAGCGGAAGCACAAUCUCUUGUCCUUUGGCCCCUUGACCACUGUGCUCUAUGAUCUCACAGAGAUUGACUCCUGGGCUGAAGAUCAGUCCUUCCUGGAGCUCAUUGUCUCAGCCAAGAAGAGAGAG